Messenger RNA from Larimichthys crocea (large yellow croaker), 5170 nucleotides. RefSeq names its product integrin alpha 4 (gene itga4). NCBI's taxonomy places the organism in Eukaryota, Metazoa, Chordata, Actinopteri, Sciaenidae. Gene Ontology annotation, cellular component: external side of plasma membrane; integrin complex. The record is from RefSeq and is a predicted model, not a curated record. The transcript has 29 exons. Bases 332 to 3409 code for a protein of 1025 amino acids. Gene Ontology annotation, biological process: cell adhesion mediated by integrin; integrin-mediated signaling pathway; cell-cell adhesion. Gene Ontology annotation, molecular function: integrin binding.
ACACCGUUACACACGCUCGCGCAGAGCGAGGGAGGUCUCUCCUUCAUGUCCCACUGACUUGAUCUGAAACUCGCAGGGACUCCAGCUCUGCCUGCCGUCCUCCUCACUGUGUCUCACUGUCUCACCCCGGCUCACUUUCUGUCACUAAAAACCAGGAGCUUUCAAGCACGAGGUGGUUAAUGGACCUAUAGGAGCAACAGGAGGUUUCACGAGCGUGUCACCGCGAACGAGACGGAUUUAACGGAUUUAACUCUUCCAUCCACCCGGUACCGGAGCCACUGUGACCCGGGACACCUUCAGGUACGGCAGCCCCGUUAGUUUGUCCCCCGUCAUGCGUCCCUCAGUGGACCCUGUGUGUGUUCGCUGCGGCCUCGUCCUGGUUCAGGUUCUGGUCCUGGUUCAUCGUGCAGCAGGAUACAGUUUGGAUCAGGAGCACAGCCUGGAGUUCAGCGGCCCCUCCUCCUCCAUGUUUGGAUACUCAGUCCUGCUGCAUCGCCAUGGAGCUCACAAAUGGUUGGUGGUUGGAGCUCCAGUAGCAAAGUCUCCCCACAGUUUGUCGGCUCAGUCUCCAGGAGCUAUUUACCGCUGCAACAUCACCGCUGAGCAUCGCCACUGCCACCGCAUGCACUCUGAGGUGCAGACCUGUGGAAAAACGUGUGAAUCAGACAGUGAUCAGCAGUGGCUGGGAGUCAGUCUGUCCAGACAACCUGGAGACAACGGAGGACACAUCCUGGCAUGUGCUCACCGCUGGAAGAACGUCUUCUACUCAAACAAAGACAGUCAGAACCACAAGCUGCCCAACGGACUCUGUUACCGCUACAGCAACGACCUGAGUCAUACCCAACCCAUGAUCCCCUGCUACAGAGAUUACCAGUGGAAGUUCGGUGUGGAUUAUGGGUCAUGUCAGGCCGGUAUUUCCAACUUCCUGACAGAGGAUCUGGUCAUCAUGGGGGCUCCGGGGACAUCUUACUGGACGGGUUCUGUUUUGGUCUUUAACACGUCCAGCAGAGGGAUGUCACUGUACCUGGACGACGAAGCCGGAGCUGUCGGCUUUGAAAGCUACCUGGGAUACUCUGUCGGAGCCGGUCACUUCCUGAGUCCUGAUUCUCUGGAAGUGGUGGGUGGAGCUCCACGAUACAAAAAGAAGGGCAAGGUCUUCAUAUUCACAGUAGACAAUAACAUGCUGCGGGCUGUCUCAGAAGUGUCUGGAAAAGAGCUGGGAUCUUACUUCGGCUCCAGCGUGUGUGCGGUGGAUCUGAACAACGAUGGUUUGUCAGAUCUGUUGGUCGGUGCUCCCAUGGCGACAGGCGUCACCAGGGAGGAGGGGAGAGUCUAUGUGUACAUCAACCAGGGACAGGCCGAGCUGUUGGAGGCUCAGUUUGAGCUGACAGGCAGUGACGCCUACGCCGCCCGCUUUGGAGAGACCAUCGCCAAUCUAGGAGACCUGGACGACGACGGUUACCCCGAUGUGGCGAUUGGUGCCCCACAGGAAGACGACCUAAAAGGAGCCGUCUACAUUUACAACGGCAGGAAGGAGGGCAUCUCCCCAACUCCAUCUCAGAGGAUUACUGGAUCCACAUUGGGUCGUGACCUCAGGAUGUUCGGCCAGUCGCUCAGCUCCAGCAUCGACAUCGACGAUAACGGCUACCAGGAUGUGGCGGUCGGAGCAUUCCUCUCAGACUCUGCAGUUGUUCUCAGGUCCCGUCCAGUGAUUCAGGUGAAGGCAUCUCUGACCCUGCCUGAGCAAAUCGACCCACAGUUGGCGCUGUGCCAAGGACACAAGAAUCCAACCGUGUGCUUUAAUAUAACUGUCUGCUUCAGCGUCAGGUCCAGACACUUCAGAGGAGCUAUAGAGCUUCAAUAUAAUUUGACCUCUGACCUCCUCCAUAAACCAUCCUUCCCUCAUCGAUUCUAUUUCCAUGGUAACGGGUCAUCCAAUAGCACAAGGGGACGUGUGAAAGCACGACAUGGCCAGCUCACUUGUACAACACACGUGGCUUACCAAAGGAAAGAUGUGAGGGACAUUUUUACUCCAGUCCAGUUUGAGGUUUCCUACAGUCACAGAGAAACAACCCCCCACCGGCACGCUUCCAAAACCUUCCCUCCAUUAAAACCCAUUCUGCAGCAGAGCGCAGGGCACACCAAUACCAUCACCAACCAGACUUGGUUUGCUCGGCGCUGUUCUCUGCCCAGCUGUUCGACCAACAUGGAGCUAUCAGCUAAACUAGUGCUGCCAAAUCAGCAGCAGUACUUUCCUCUGGGCUCUGGACAGACCAUCAUGUUGAAAACCGUGCUGCUGAACUCCGGGGACGAUGCCUUCUUACCGCGACUGACGCUGCGUUUCCCCAACAACAUCUACUACAUUAAAGUUCUGAACAACGAGGAUAACAUGGUCAGCUGUGACGUCCUACAGGAAGCCAACAGCACAAUGGAAGGUGUGGACUGCGGCGUCAGCAGCCACCUCCUGCCAGCCCACGCUCAGUUAAAUAUCAGCUUCCUAUUGGACGUGAGCCAGAACAGCACACCUGGUGACAUCAUGAUUCACGUCAACACCAGCAGUGAUAACUAUGAGAGGGAGGAGUAUCUCCAUGACAACGCCGUCAGCUUCACUCUGCCUCUGAAAUAUGGCGUCAACGUCAACAUCCACGGUUUUGUCAAUCCCACCUCGUUUGUGUUUGGUGAUGAAGACUCCAUUCCAGUUGACUGCUACCAGGAAAGAUUCAACUAUACGUACAAGGUGUUAAACUAUGGUCCCAGCAGCUCUCUGGAUACCGUGGUGGAAAUUAUGUUACCAAAGAUCCUCGCACCUUACCAACACAGACUGCUGCAGGUGAUCGAAUGGCAGACGUCUCGUGGUGUGUGUUCCAUCAGUGACACUAUUCCAGUCAAAGACGACUGCGACGUCCCUCAAGCUUCCGUCAUCAAACAGCUUGUCUUCUUCUUCUCCUCCACCUCCACCCGCAGAAUGUUUUGUGGCGGCGAUGAGCUGUGUGAGCGCUUGGUGUGUCGACUCGGUAACCUGGAGGUCGGGAAAGAGAGCACUAUCCAGCUGGAGAUAGGACUGAACCCUGCUGUGCUACUGCAAGCUCCGGGUCGUCAUGGUAUCAUGAGGAUGGAGAGCAGCGCAAUGAUGUCAAACCCCCAAGGGCCCAACACCGUCCUCAUCCACGGACAACCUGUAGCACAGGUGGUGGUGGAAGCUCUUUUUACCCAGAAACCCUCAACAGUUGUGAAGGUCUUCAUCAUCGUGAUCAGUUUAGCUGUGGGUCUGUUGAUCCUGGCAGCUCUCAUCUGGUGUCUGUGGAAGGCUGGAUUCUUUAAGAGAGACUUCCAGAAGAAGAAAGAAGAGUCCAGGAGAGACAGCUGGGAUUAUGUUCCUAAAUAUGAUAAAAGAGAGAGCACUACCUAAAUCCGACCGUCACCUCUUACUGCAACCUCCGACCUCUGACCACUGAGUUCACAAUGUGACUGCAGCAGUUUUAAUGGGACAUGAAACUGUCAGAGAUGGAUGGAUUACUGUGUAUGACAAUACGGCAACAGAGUUUGUCCAAAGUUUGCAGUACUUUCUACUGGUGUUGAACAUCAGCCAAUGAAAACCUGUCCAGACUGUCAGCUGAUUUGAAGCCACUCGUAACAAGUUGGCUGGUUACAGAACUGUCCUGAGCGUGAUGGAUGAUCAAACGUCCUGUGUACUCGUACACCUGAAUUUAAGUGUGCCUUUAUUAAAAAACCAUGUUGCCUGAUGUGCCUUCACAAAUCCAGACCAGUUCAAAGACUGCAGCCAUGUACAGAUGGAGGAAUAAUAAAAAGGGAAGUGAACCUGAACCUCACACCUGGACUGGUCAGAAGGCCUGGGGCUUCCUGUGACAGUCACUGAUGACCUUCUCAAGAGGAAGCUUACCAAAGGAAGUGACUUUCUUAUCUCAGGGGAUGAAGAUCUGGCCUCUGAUUGACUCCUAACUCCUACGUCUGUACAUUAUCUUCCUGCUUUUUUUGUUUACCUGUUGACUUUAUGCACUGGUGACACACAGAGCAGACUCUCUGCCUGUCUCACCAUUCCACCAGACGCUCUCCAGACAGAACAAGCAGUCAUGUGAAGGCUGCUGGGAAGUGAAGUCAUACAGAAAUUGGCAGAAUCACCGGUCACCAUGGUGGUCGAUGGAUUUGUUCACAUGGGUAAAUAAAUCUGACUAUGACGGACGUGAAUUUGACCAACAGGAAGUUGUCCUGACAGUCAGAGUAAGAAUUGCUUCUGGUGUGAAGACGGUUGUGAGACAGGACACACGCCUUCUUGGUGAAGACAACAACUGCCAGUUAUUUGUUAUUUGGCCUCAGGGAUGUGAGGCAGGAGAACUAUUAUGAACUAUUAAGAACUACUUUGUUGCCAAACUUGUGGAAAGAAAUGUUGAAUGUUAAAUGUUACUGUGCCUGAGCCUUCACUCCGUCAGUCAGUUCACAUUCGUCAGUUGUUUUUCUGAUCCGCUGUCGGCCUGUGAAGUUUGCUGUGCAGCUUUUUUUUAACUUCCGCCACGAGGAAGCGAGAAAGCAGCAGAGAACAGGAAACUGUUUUGAUGUUUUAACGUAGUCAGCCAUGGCCACCUUAAAGAAGAAAAAAACCCUUCUGCUCCACUGUUCUGAACAAAUAUCAUGUGACAUCCAGUCAAGCCUGAAUGCUUUUCACUGUUUUCACUGAGUGACAUAUUUCCGAUCAUGCCCGCGUGAAUGCAAUAAUAACACAUUUCAUUUACAGAGCGUGUUUCAAAGAUGCUGUACAGACUGUAGAGGUGAGAGGUUCACUGGAGCUGAUGUCACCUGGUUCAACAGAACCCAGGGAGACUUCAGAGGUGGACUGGACCUCAGAGGACGAGAUGUUGUUGGGUGACAGAUUGAGACACACAGGUUGAAUGAUUACUUGAAAAGCAGCAUUCAAAGAUAAAAAGUUUUACAGUAUUUAAAUAUUCCAAAGCAUUGUUUGACUGUUUCAAACAGUGGCUUCUCCCCUCCCUUUAUGUAUUUAGUAAAAAAAAAUGCACACGACACAGAAAGAUUUUUCAAGAUUUUAAUGAAUGAGUUUGUAGAUUUUUUUUUUUAUGUGAAGUUGUUCUGCACUGGAGAGUCUCACUGCUUUUAUCAACACGUUUCCAUUAAAAUGAAGGAUUUUCUAUUUAAA